AGGCAGCAAGAUUCGAAUAUAUAUUGAAGAAGGUGCUCGAAAAGGGAAUAGACGGAUCAUAUAAACCCGAUCCUAAAACGCUUAACUUAGAGAAUAACUGGGGCAAGAUAUCUGAAGCUAUUCAUAAAUCCAGUAGCGCUGGAAUCAUUUCCCCAGCACUUCAAUUAAUCGAUGCCAAUAACAAACCUUGGACCAUUAAUAACGUGAAAGAAAUAGCUCCCGACAUUGGGCUCUUGAAGUUCAAAGGCUAG
Dovyalis caffra is the source of this 251-nucleotide messenger RNA. Lineage: Eukaryota; Viridiplantae; Streptophyta; Magnoliopsida; Malpighiales; Salicaceae. The record is from the annotation of a GenBank genome assembly.